Molecule: messenger RNA, 2560 nt
Organism: Nanorana parkeri
Lineage: Eukaryota; Metazoa; Chordata; Amphibia; Anura; Dicroglossidae
Gene: NEURL1
Product: neuralized E3 ubiquitin protein ligase 1
Exons: 6
Coding region: 320-2047 (575 amino acids)
Biological process (GO): nervous system development; negative regulation of Notch signaling pathway
Cellular component (GO): postsynaptic density; plasma membrane
Molecular function (GO): ubiquitin protein ligase activity
Source: RefSeq, a predicted model, not a curated record
GAGCACCAAAUAGCAGGCAUGGAGCUGUCCCCAAAGCACUUUCAUAAAAGAGGGAAGAUCUCAGCAAAAGCCUAAAGGGAAGGAGACAGAGAUCCAAAGCAGGUCAGAGUGGAGAAACGGCAGCAGCAACAGCAGCCAAAGGUGGAGGGAGGGGAGAAGACAGUGGGGGCUGUAGUCCCUCGGUAGCAGAAAAGAAUAUAUUAGAGGAUACAAGGAGCUACAAACACAAGAUUUGCACUGAUCUGUCAGCAGCAGCUCUGCAUCAGUCUGCCUGCGCUUAUUCCAUUCUUACUGAGAUACUGUGCUGCAUUUGGGUGCCAUGGGUAACAGUUUGUCCAGCAGCAUUCCUACAUUUCCCAGAGGAAGCCAGACAAGAAUACACAGAUUCCAUCAGCAGCAUCACAUCAAAGACUCUAUAGGUGGGACAUUUCCAGCAUCCUCUCAUCGAUGCCAUCACAAGCAAAAGCACUGCAUGCCGAUGCCACAAUGUGGCAGGCUAGCCAUCAGCCCUCUCCUUUUCCACCCCCAUGCCAAGGGGUCCCAGAUUAUGAUGGACAACACACAGAAGGCAGUAAAGAGGCAGGCAAGCUUCUGUAACGCCAUCACUUUCAGCAACAGGCCGGUGGUUAUCCAUGAACAAGUCCGCCUUAAAAUAACCAAAAAACAGUGCUGUUGGAGUGGUGCUCUCAGACUUGGAUUCACCUCCAAAGAUCCAUCACGGAUCAAUCCUGACACAUUACCUAAAUAUGCCUGUCCUGACCUCGUCUCUCAGAGUGGAUUCUGGGCCAAGGCACUACCUGAAGAGUUUGCUAACGAAGGAAACAUCAUAGCAUUCUGGGUGGAUAAAAAGGGUCGAGUGUUUUACCGGGUUAAUGACUCUGGGGCAAUGCUGUUCUUCAGUGGAGUGCGGACUACAGAACCCCUCUGGGCUUUAAUCGAUGUUUAUGGGCUGACACGAGGUGUGGAGCUACUAGAUAGUGAGAUGAUUCCUCCGGAUUGUGUACGGCCAAGAUCAUUUACUGCAAUACCACGGCCAUCUCUAAGAAGAGAAACUGAAGACACCCGCUUGUCUGUCAGCCUGUGUGACCUGAACUUGCAAGAAGAAAACUUUCAGUCCAUGUCCACCAUGUGUCCUAUCCCACAAAACUCACUCAACUCUCAACAUUCCCAUCUGCUUCCCACACAGCUGGAGAGUGAUCUCCGGUUCCAUCAGCUUAGAGGGGCUCACAUCAAAACGUUAGAUGAUCAAACUGUGGCCAGGCUGGAGCAUGCCCGAGAAGAGCGAACUUUAGUGUUCACCAACAGACCACUGCGAAUUAACGAAACCAUAUUUGUCAAGAUAAACAAAUCUAACUCUGCGAGGUCUGGGACUCUGUCUUAUGGUGUGACAUCUUGUGAUCCCAGCACUUUGAGACCAAGUGACCUUCCUUAUAAUCCAGAGUCUUUGGUUGACAGAAAGGAGUUCUGGGCAGUAUGUAGAGUUCUGGUUCCUCUUCAGAGCGGGGACAUCUUGGGGUUUGUGAUAAACACAGAAGGUGAACUACAUUUAAGUCACAAUGGCAGUAGCACUGGAAUGCAGGUCUGCGUGGACUGUUCUCAACCAUUGUGGAUGUUCUUUGGUCUUCAUGGAGCCAUCAUGCAAAUACGUAUAUUGGGCUCCACAGUAUCAUCAUCUGACCAUCGAGACAUAUCAACACCAAGUUCUCCAACGUCUGUUCCCAGCACCCCAACAGCCCUGUGCAGCGGUAGCUCUGACCCUGUGUUGAACACAUGUGUGCCAGGGCCCCUUUGUAAUUCCAUAAGUGGUACAGCUCCAAACUCCCCAGUGAGCAUGCCCGAGUCACCCAUCUCACCUUCUGCCUCAGGAACCUGGAAUGAUGAGUGUACCAUCUGCUACGAGAACAUGGUGGACACAGUCAUAUACUCCUGCGGACAUAUGUGUCUUUGCUAUACAUGCGGCCUAAAACUCAAGAAAAUGAACAAUGCCUGCUGUCCCAUCUGCAGACGUCAGAUCAAGGACAUCAUUAAAACCUACCGCAGUAGUUAGGAACCUUUUCAGUUCACUUUUACGCCGGAGUUUAAAAAAAAAGACAUUCUUGGGGAAGUUCGAGGCACUUAAAUGUGACUGUAAAUGUCUGUAAAGUUUCAGCUCUGGAUUCAAGGAUUCUGAAAACCAAGAUAUCAGGGAAGCAUAGUCUUGUAAUCAUCAUUAUUUACUAUGAUACAGAUGAAGCUUGCAACUUUUAUACUAAACUGAGAUCUGGAAGUAUCCCUUGAAAAAAAUAAGCAGUUUCUGCUUUGCAGCAAAGAAAAUCAUGAUUCUGAAUAUCAAGCAAUACCUGCUAGCAUUAGGAAGUCAACAGAAAAUGUGGAAGUUUUGUGUGUUUGUCAAGAGACUUGAAUAUACAACCGUACCAUUGUACUGUAGUUAUGACAAAGUGGUUUUACAAACUGUCAGCUGAAAGGUUUGAGCCAUAGUGGGGUCUGCCAAUGCUUUCAACUAAAUUGGGAUUACAAAUGUUUAAGUUUUGAUUGUUCAUACCAUCUACUGUGUUCCUCC